AUGGCCGCAGAGGGAGAGCCCCCAGUCCAAUUCAAGCUUGUCCUCGUGGGCGAUGGUGGUACUGGGAAGACAACGUUUGUAAAACGCCACUUGACUGGUGAAUUUGAAAAGAAGUAUGUGGCAACUCUCGGCGUAGAGGUGCAUCCUCUGAUGUUCCACACCAGCAGAGGGCCCAUCAAGUUUAAUGUCUGGGACACUGCUGGCCAGGAAAAGUUUGGGGGCCUGCGAGACGGCUAUUACAUCCAAGCCCAGGGUGCCAUUAUAAUGUUCGAUGUAACAUCAAGAGUUACCUACAAAAAUGUGCCCAACUGGCAUAGAGAUCUGGUACGGGUGUGUGAAAACAUCCCCAUCGUGUUGUGUGGGAACAAAGUGGAUGUUAAAGACAGAAAAGUGAAGGCAAAGUCUAUUGUCUUCCACCGCAAGAAGAACCUUCAGUAUUAUGACAUUUCAGCCAAAAGCAACUACAACUUCGAGAAGCCCUUCCUCUGGCUCUCCAGAAGACUUACUGGGGACUCGAACUUGGAGUUUGUUGCAAUGCCGGCUCUAGCCCCACCUGAGGUGGUCAUGGACCCGGCAUUGGCAAAGAAAUAUGAGCGUGACUUGGAGGUGGCACAGACCACUGUUCUCCCUGAUGAGGAUGACGACCUAUGA
Messenger RNA from Apodemus sylvaticus (European woodmouse), 651 nucleotides. Its product is annotated as GTP-binding nuclear protein Ran-like. Bases 1 to 651 code for a protein of 216 amino acids. Lineage: Eukaryota; Metazoa; Chordata; Mammalia; Rodentia; Muridae. Gene Ontology annotation, molecular function: GTP binding; GTPase activity. Gene Ontology annotation, cellular component: cytoplasm; nucleus. The record is from RefSeq and is a predicted model, not a curated record. Gene Ontology annotation, biological process: protein import into nucleus; ribosomal subunit export from nucleus. The transcript has a single exon.